Messenger RNA from Aspergillus bombycis, 666 nucleotides. RefSeq lists its product as uncharacterized. Bases 1 to 666 code for a protein of 221 amino acids. The record is from RefSeq and is a predicted model, not a curated record. The transcript has a single exon. Lineage: Eukaryota; Fungi; Ascomycota; Eurotiomycetes; Eurotiales; Aspergillaceae.
AUGGUCGAUGCAGCCUACCACAUUCCUGGAAGGAAAUCAGUCUACAUCUGGUCCGGUAGGCAGUAUGCUCGGAUCGACUUUGAGCCAGGUGGCACUGAGGAACACCUCGUGUCUGGCCCUCGAAGCAUAGCCUCCGGCUGGACAACCAUGGCUGAGAAAGGUGUCGGAAGAGUCGAUGCCGUUGUGCCUGUGCCAGGCCACAAGGACCAGUUGUAUGUCUUUUUUGGAGGCAAAUACCUCAAAAUCAAGCUGGAUGACAAGCUCCACGACUCCUUCGUGAACAAGGAUGCCUUGCCAAUUUCUCAUGGUUGGAAGGCGCUUGCAAAGGCCGGGUUCGACACUGUGGACGCCGCGAUGUUGGUCCCAGGAACAACCACCCAGAUGUACUUUUUCCGAGGUUUGAACUAUCUUCGAUGGGACAACGACAAGGAUGAGAUCCUCAAUGGCCCUUCGCCAAUCAAAGACGGCUGGCCUGCCCUUGCCGCGUCCGGAUUUGACGUCGUUGAUGCCGUUUUUGCACACCCUGAAUACGACGAUGUGUUUUACUUCUUCCACGGAGACAAAUAUGCGAGAAUCAAGGUUGACCGCUCUUCCCGUCACGACUCCAUUUACUCUGCAGCCAAACCAAUCAGUGCAGGAUGGAAGACAUUGGACGGUUGGGUUUAG